This is a messenger RNA of Dalotia coriaria, 1326 nucleotides long. RefSeq names its product dual specificity protein phosphatase 23-like. The record is from RefSeq and is a predicted model, not a curated record. Lineage: Eukaryota; Metazoa; Arthropoda; Insecta; Coleoptera; Staphylinidae. Gene Ontology annotation, molecular function: protein tyrosine phosphatase activity; protein tyrosine/serine/threonine phosphatase activity. The transcript is spliced from 2 exons. The coding region runs from base 356 to 991 and encodes 211 amino acids. Gene Ontology annotation, cellular component: cytoplasm. Gene Ontology annotation, biological process: protein dephosphorylation.
UUUAUUUCGAGCGUGUGAUCCAAUGAACUUUCUCAUCAAAAAUAGAACUAAACAAAUGCACAUACAAUUGCACACGCUCAAAAUAAAACACCGGCGAUUGCCAUUAAAGCAUCGUUAAUUAAUUUUAUACGUUUUGGCAUUGUUGUUGUAAUCUAAAAACUGCAAUGAUCUAAUUUGGAGCAUUAAACCAUAUUGUGCAACAACAAUGAGUCAAACAGAAAAAAGUCAAUAGUCAUAAACAUUGUUUGUAUCAUUUCUCGAUGUAACUUGCGAGGGCGUGGCGUUUUUCGUCGGCGGCGAUCAAUGUUAAUCUGAACUCUGUCGCAAACAGUCGCGACGCGAAUUCGAUCGCAAGAUGAGUGUCGAUAGUGCGAAGAACAAUAACGAGUGUAUAGCGGAGGGGGCGCCUAAUCCACAGGCAAAGUGUAGCGAUGUUAUCCUGGAACCGGAAAUAGAAGAGGAUCCGGAACCGUAUCCUCCCUGGAAUUUCUCAUGGGUUGUCGACAACGAAUUGGCCUGUAUGGCAUGGCCGCAAAACACUCUCAAUUUGGAUUAUCUCUACGACGUCGGCAUCCGGCAUCUUGUGACCCUGUCGCAGGAGAAGAUGCCGCCGAUGGAGGGUUAUAGUAAACUUGAAUGGACGCUCCUGCCUGUCGAGGAAUUUGAGGAUCCAUCCAUCAAGCAAAUCAUUCAAUUUAUGGAUAUCUGUCAGAGUGCGAUACAAAAGCAUCAGCCGGUGGGCGUGCAUUGCAGGAUGGGUCGCGGACGGUCGGGAGUGAUGGCUGCCUGCUACCUGGUGAAAUUUAAGGAGCUCACACCUGAGCGCGCCAUCACCGACGUGCGAUUAUUGCGGCCGCACUCCAUCGAGACCCCCGAACAGGAGCGAGUCAUUUUUAAGUACUUCGAUCACGUAAGAGGCACGAUCAGCGGCCCGCCGCCACCCCGUCAACAAAACGGCACCUCAACCAAUGUCGCACAACAACAGCCAUAAUAAUACAAGACACAAACACGCACAAAAAAAAAACAAUAAGUUUGCUAUUCGCCGGCGUAAUUUAAACGACGACGCCGACAAGCACCACUCGACGCGCAGCGCGCGCGCUCUUUCUCGAAACGCAAAAAUUCCGCUUUGUGUCGAUGAUUUCAUAUAUUCUUUGAGUGCCCCAUCCUACAAUCUAGACGUAGACUGAACAGCGUAGACAGUUUCCAGUCCAAAACACCGCACAGCGCAGUUGUUUGCAGUUUGUGGUGUUGUUAUUCUUGUUUGUUGUAUAUUUCUAUAUUGGAUAUUGAUUACACAUUUACGAAAUAGACUUUUUACUGACGCUA